AUGGCUGGUGACGACGACAAGAAGCAGCAUUUCGAUGCGUCAGGCGCAUCUACUACUGAGGACAAAACCGCCACUGCGAUUUUGAGGAGAAAGAAGAAGGACAAUGCGUUGAUUGUGGACGAUGCCACCAACGACGACAACUCGGUGAUCACGAUGUCUUCCGACACAAUGGAGCUUUUGCAGUUGUUCCGUGGUGACACUGUGUUGGUGAAAGGCAAGAAGAGAAAGGACACGGUGCUUAUUGUUCUUGCUGACGACGACAUGGAGAACGGAGUGGCAAGAGUCAACCGUUGUGUUCGAAACAAUUUGCGUGUCAGGUUGGGGGACAUCAUCACGGUCCAUCCAUGUCCCGAUAUCAAGUACGCCAACAGAAUUUCGGUUUUGCCAAUUGCCGAUACUGUUGAAGGUAUCACUGGAUCCUUGUUUGAUCUCUAUUUGAAGCCAUACUUUGUUGAAGCUUAUAGACCCGUGAGAAAAGGAGACUAUUUCACAGUGAGGGGUGGAAUGAGACAGGUGGAGUUCAAGGUUGUUGAAGUGGACCCUGAAGAAAUUGCUAUUGUGGCUCAGGAUACCAUCAUUCACUGUGAAGGCGAACCAAUUAACCGUGAAGAUGAAGAAAACAACAUGAACGAGGUUGGCUAUGACGAUAUUGGAGGAUGCAAAAAGCAAAUGGCCCAAAUUAGGGAGUUGGUUGAAUUGCCCUUGAGACACCCCCAGUUGUUCAAGUCCAUCGGUAUCAAGCCUCCUAAAGGUAUAUUGAUGUAUGGUCCUCCGGGAACUGGUAAGACGAUCAUGGCACGUGCCGUGGCCAAUGAGACAGGUGCAUUUUUCUUCUUGAUCAAUGGUCCUGAAAUCAUGUCCAAGAUGGCUGGUGAAUCAGAAUCCAACUUGAGAAAAGCAUUUGAAGAAGCUGAAAAGAACUCACCAUCGAUUAUUUUUAUCGAUGAAAUUGACUCUAUUGCUCCCAAGAGAGACAAAACCAAUGGUGAAGUUGAAAGAAGAGUCGUGUCACAGUUGUUGACGCUAAUGGACGGUAUGAAGGCCAGAGCCAAUGUUGUCGUUAUUGCUGCAACCAACAGACCAAACUCGAUUGAUCCUGCAUUGAGGAGAUUUGGAAGAUUUGAUAGAGAAGUCGAUAUUGGGGUUCCAGAUGCCGAAGGACGUUUGGAGAUUUUGAGAAUCCACACCAAGAAUAUGAAGUUGGCUGACGAUGUUGAUUUGGAAGCCAUUGCCGCAGAAACGCACGGUUUUGUUGGUGCAGAUGUGGCCUCGUUGUGCUCCGAGGCUGCCAUGCAACAGAUUCGUGAAAAGAUGGACCUCAUUGACUUGGAAGAAGAGACCAUUGACACUGAAGUGUUGAACUCUCUUGGGGUCACCCAGGACAACUUUAGAUUUGCCCUUGGCAACUCCAACCCAUCGGCAUUGCGUGAAACCGUUGUUGAGAAUGUCAAUGUCACUUGGGACGACAUUGGUGGUUUGGACAAUAUCAAGAAUGAGUUGAAGGAAACCGUUGAAUACCCAGUGUUGCACCCAGACCAAUACCAAAAGUUUGGUUUGGCUCCAACAAAGGGUGUCUUGUUCUUUGGUCCCCCUGGUACUGGUAAGACACUUUUGGCCAAGGCCGUUGCCACGGAAGUUUCUGCCAACUUUAUCAGUGUCAAAGGUCCCGAGUUGUUGAGUAUGUGGUAUGGUGAAUCCGAGUCCAACAUUCGAGAUAUUUUUGAUAAAGCGAGAGCCGCGGCUCCCACUGUUGUGUUUUUGGACGAAUUGGACUCGAUUGCCAAAUCUAGAGGUGGAUCACAAGGCGACGCUGGGGGAGCAUCGGAUAGAGUUGUUAAUCAAUUGUUGACCGAGAUGGAUGGUAUGAAUGCCAAAAAGAAUGUUUUCGUGAUUGGUGCUACCAACAGACCCGAUCAGAUAGAUCCCGCGUUGUUGAGACCAGGUAGAUUGGACCAGUUGAUUUACGUUCCAUUACCAGAUGAGCCCGCGAGAUUGUCAAUAUUGCAAGCUCAAUUGAGAAACACUCCAUUAGAACCAGGCUUAGACUUGAAAGAAAUUGCCAAAAUCACCCAUGGAUUCUCUGGUGCCGAUUUAUCUUACAUCGUGCAAAGAUCAGCCAAAUUUGCCAUUAAGGACUCCAUUGAAGCCCAGGUUAGAAUCUCGAAAGCCAAGGAAGGCAAGGGCGAGGUCAAGACUGAAGAUGUUGAUAUGGUUGAAGGAGGAGCAGGAGAAGGAGAAGAAGAAGAAGAGGAUCCAGUUCCUUACAUCACCAGAGCUCAUGUCGAGGAAGCCAUGAAGACUGCCAAGAGAUCGGUUUCCGAUGCCGAAUUGCGUCGUUAUGAAGCUUAUGCUCAGCAAUUGCAAGCAUCUAGAGGUCAAUUUGCCAAUUUCAGAUUCAAUGAAAAUGGCGCCGGUGCUGCAGGUGGAGCAAGCUUGGGAUCAGGCGCUGCGUUCGGAAGCGUUGAAGAGGAGGACGACUUGUACAGCUAA
This is a messenger RNA of Lodderomyces beijingensis, 2490 nucleotides long. The record is from the annotation of a GenBank genome assembly. Lineage: Eukaryota; Fungi; Ascomycota; Pichiomycetes; Serinales; Debaryomycetaceae.